UGAGAAGAGAGACUUCCGUGAGGUUUAUGGCCCCUUGAAUGGGCAUGACUCCGUAGGCCAGGUGCUGCUCCGGUCCGUCUUCAGGUCUGUGUGAACUCCAGGUCGGGUUUUCCAGUGCGCCUCUGCAGUGAGACACGCAGCCGGCUCGACGCUCUAGCCGUCUUUCUGAUCCUGGAUCGAGACUCACUUUCCGCAGUACGAAACGAGUGGAAUUUCCUUAAGUUGUUUUUUUUUAAAUACAUUCUUCCAAUUGAGUGUGGGGCAAGUACCGCCUCGGUACUGCAAAACGGGGGUUUAGAAGUAAACCCGUCGGGCCACCACGACGACGGAAAGGCGCGUGGCUUUGAUUUAAACGGACAUUCAUCGCGCUCUCCCCUAAACCGAGUGUUGCAUGGAGCAGGACAACUCCGGCUGCUGAAAACGACGAAAUGCUCAUUCUAAAUGAGCACUCGGGGUUCGUUUUCCUCAGCAUUCCAUAUUGGUAGGCCUAAUGGGGUUAUCUGGACUGCACGGAUCUGCGAUCUACCUGCGCGAACGCACUGGACGCGAUGAAAGUCUUUGUGCGCUGAUUUAGAGGUGACUUAUAAACCCUCGUUUUAUCUUGCGUCAAUAGGUCCGCUGGGACUAUUCCUCAAUCUAUGGAGAAUGAAUGGUGAAAGGAGGAGAACAACAGAUUGCUGAUGUCCACGUGACCUGCAUACUGUCUAGAUCUUCUAUACAAUCUAAACUAUUGUCCAGCAUCUGGAGACGGACUUGAAUAACCAAAAUGGCUAUGUCACUGUGGAAAUGUCCCCUCUUGCAUGGACUCCUGUUUACUGUGAUUUGUUUACAAUCUUCAGAAGCUUUCAGUCGUGCAGCACUGCCGUUUGGUCUGGUGCGCAGAGAGCUGUCCUGUGAGGGCUACCCCAUUGAUCUCCGCUGCCCUGGAAGUGAUGUCAUCAUGAUCGAAACUGCCAACUACGGCCGCACAGACAACAAAAUAUGCGACGCUGACCCGUUCCAGAUGGACAACAUUAAUUGCUACCUCCCGGAUGCCUAUAAAAUCGUAUCUCAAAGGUGUAACAAUCGGACUCAGUGUGUUGUCGUCACUGGCUCGGAAGUCUUUCCUGAUCCUUGUCCUGGGACAUACAAGUAUCUUGAGGUCCAGUAUGAAUGUGUGCCAUACAUUUUUAUUUGCCCUGGGACUCUGAAAGCAGUAGGAGAUCCAACCUUUGUCUUUGAGGCUGAACAGCAGUCUGGAGCUUGGUGCAAAGACCCCCUGCAGGCAGGGGACAAGAUCUACUUCAUGCCAUGGACUCCAUACCGCACUGACACUCUCAUAGAGUACGCCUCACUCGAUGACUUGAGAAGUGGUCGACAGACAACUACCUACAAGCUUCCGCACCGCGUUGACGGAACCGGGUUUGUGGCCUAUGAUGGGGCCAUCUUCUUCAACAAGGAACGCACUCGAAAUAUUGUCAAGUUUGACUUGCGCACACGGAUAAAGAGUGGGGAGGCCAUAGUCGCCAAUGCCAACUACCACGACACUUCACCGUAUCGCUGGGGCGGGAAAACGGACAUCGACUUGGCGGUUGACGAACGGGGACUGUGGGUUAUCUAUGCUACCGAGCAGAAUAAUGGACGUAUUGUUCUCAGCCAACUCAAUCCGUAUACUUUGCGCUUUGAGGCCACAUGGGAGACCAUCUAUGACAAACGCUCGGCCUCCAAUGCCUUCAUGGUGUGUGGCGUACUGCACGUGGUGCGUUCCACCUAUGAGGAGAAUGAAAGCGAGGCCAGUAAGAGCCAAAUUGACUAUGUGUAUAACACCAAACUGGGGCAAGGGGACUAUAUCAAUAUCCUCUUUCCUAACCAGUAUCAGUACAUCGCAGCUGUGGAUUACAACCCGAGGGAUAACCAGCUAUAUGUGUGGAAUAAUUUUUACAUUCUACGAUACGAUCUCGAGUUUGGGCCACCCGAUCCAGGCGAAGUACCGACUGUCUCUGAUGUCACGUCAACGCUACAGCCUGGAAGAUCGACACCUCCUGUCAUGAUCACAACUACCACCAUUGCCCACAGACCUGCGGCGCACAUGACCGUCACUCCCAAUCCUGUAGCAGUGGAGCACCCGGAUCUGCCAGCGGACCCCACUGCUGUCAGCCUCCCGCCCUCCAGCAAGCGCUUCUGUGACCGCACAGAGAGAAGAGGAAUAUCCUGGCCACAAGCACACAGAGGAGUGACGGUGGAACGUCCUUGUCCUAAAGGAACUCGAGGAAUCGCGUUGUUCCUCUGCACGACUGCCGACGGCAUCUGGAGUCCAAAAGGUCCUGAUCUCAGCAACUGUACUUCGCACUGGGUGACCCAGGUGGCACAGAAGAUCCGCAGUGGUGAAAAUGCUGCAAGUCUAGCCAAUGAGUUGGCACGUCACACUCAGGGCCCUGUGUUCGCUGGGGACAUUAGCUCAUCUGUUCGGCUCAUGGAGCAGCUUGUGGAUAUACUGGAUGCACAACUGCAAGAGCUUAAACAUGACGAUAAAGAUACAGCAGGACGUAGCUUCAACAAGCGUCAAAAAAGAGAGAGGACUUGCAGGGCCUAUACAAAGGCUAUUGUGGACACGGUUGAUAACCUCCUGAGGCCAGAAGCCCUUAAAUCCUGGGAGGACAUGAAUUCCACAGAGCAAACACAUGCCGCCACUAUGUUACUAGAUACCCUGGAGGAAGGAGCCUUUGUCCUUGCAGACAACCUGAUAGAGCCCGCUGUCGUCAGAGUGCCUGCCGAGAACAUCAUGUUGGACGUGUAUGUGUUGAGCACUGAUGGCCAAAUUCAGGACUUCAGGUUUCCACAGACCAGCAAAAGAGGAGCCACAAUUCACCUCUCAGCAAAUAUGGUCAAGCUAAACAGUAAAAACGGUAUUGCCAAGCUGGUUUUUGUCCUUUAUAAGCACUUGGGGCAUUUCCUUAGUACGGAGAAUGCCACGGUGAGACUGAUGGGUGAGGGCGGAGUCAGAAACCAUACCCUGACUGUCAAUUCCCACAUCCUCUCCGCCUCCAUCAACAAAGAAUCCAGCCGCGUGUUUGUGUCGGAACCAAUCAUCUUCACACUGGAGCAUUUGGAUACUGAGAACUACUUCAACCCAAACUGCUCAUUUUGGAACUAUUCAGAGCGGAGCAUGGUGGGAUACUGGUCAACACAAGGCUGCAAACUCCUAGCAACAAACAAGACUCACACCACUUGUUCUUGCAGUCACCUGACUAACUUUGCAAUCCUGAUGGCCCAUCGAGAUGCACAUGCGGGUGAGGGGAGCGUUCACGAGCUCCUGCUGACGGUUAUCACACGGAUGGGCAUCGCUGUCUCGCUUGUCUGCCUUGCCAUUAGCAUUUUCACCUUCUGCUUCUUCCGUGGCCUGCAGAGUGACCGCAACACCAUCCACAAGAACCUCUGCAUCAACCUCUUUAUUGCAGAGCUUCUCUUUCUUGUAGGCAUCAACAUGACCGAACCUCCGAUUAUUUGCUCUGUGAUUGCUGGACUUCUGCAUUUUUUCUUUCUUGCGGCAUUUUCCUGGAUGUGUUUGGAGGGCGUUCAGUUGUUCCUCAUGCUUGUGGAGGUCUUUGAGAGCGAAUUCUCUAGACGAAAAUACUAUUACGCAUCUGGCUAUCUGUUCCCCUGUGUGGUGGUUGGCAUUUCGGCAGCCAUCGACUAUAAGAGCUAUGGGACGAGGAAAGCCUGUUGGUUGAGAGUUGAUAAUCAUUUCAUUUGGAGUUUCAUCGGCCCUGUUACAUUCAUCAUUAUGCUCAAUCUCAUCUUUCUGGCGGUGACUAUGUACAAGAUGGUAAAACACUCAAUGUCUAUGAAACCUGAUUCCAGCAGACUGGAGAGCAUACGGUCCUGGGUGUUUGGUGCUUUUGCAUUGCUGUGUCUUCUUUGUCUGACGUGGUCGUUUGGCCUGUUUUUCUUGAACGACUCUUCAGUAAUUAUGGCAUACCUCUUCACUAUCUUCAACACCUUACAAGGGAUGUUCAUCUUCAUCUUCCACUGUCUUCUGCAGAAGAAGGUGCGUAAAGAGUACAGCAAGUGUUUCCGGCAGUCUCGGUGCUGUAGUGCUCUUCCCUCUGAAGGACCACACAGCGCUAACAAAUCCUCGGCCUCCAGGUCCACAGCUCGAUAUUCAUCUGCUACACAGAGCCGCAUCAGGAGGAUGUGGAACGACACUGUGAGGAAACAGUCAGAGUCUUCCUUCAUCUCCGGAGAUAUCAACAGCACUUCCACACUAAACCAAGGAAUGACGGGCAACUAUCUCCUAACUAACCCUCUCCUCAGGCCUCACGACACUAACAACCGCUAUAACAACCUUCUUGCCGAAACCAUCGUCUGCAGCACACCUUCACCUCCAGGCCAGCACUCGCUGACCAACAGCCGUGAUGUCAGCACCAUGGACACACUUCCUCUCAACGACAACUUCAACAACAGUUACUCCCUCCGAGAGGACGACUACGAAGACCCUGCAUUGAGCUGCCCGACUAGUUGCGCUGUGCGCCUGGACGACGCUGCCUUUGAAAAGAUGAUCAUCUCCGAGCUGGUUCACAACAACCUGAGGCCUCGCAGGUUGCCGCAAAGCCAAACCAGCUCAAAAUGCCAACCAGGGUCCGACAGGGACAGAGACCUGGCUCCACAGGAGACCUGCGUCAGCGUUGACGGGGGUGUCGGGAACAGAAGCGAGAAUGGAGUCGACGUCAUAGUUGCUGAUGCCGACACCUCCGCUUUGCCACCAUCCGCCAGCCAUCAGGCACUGGAGCUUCUUCUCCUUCACCCAAACGACCGGGAGACCCUCGAGGUUCCGCUUUUGCCCCAACGAACUCAUUCGCUCCUUUACUGCACUCAAAAGGCAUCUCAGCAGGCCGUCAGGCCGCAGAAGGACAGCAGAGAGUCAGAAGAAGAUGAGCAAACCGCGAGAGAGGAAGACAACGCACCCUCGCCAAAUAACAGAGACUCAUUGUACACAAGCAUGCCCAAUCUCAGAGACUCUCAGUCCUCCUCACCUUCUGAAUCCCCCGACCUGGUCAGUGGACAGGAGGAUGGUUCCCCUUGCUCAUCUGCUCAAAGUGAAAAUGAGGAACACUGCUACAAGAGCUUGCCCGACUUGGGAGAUGGGACUCAAGCGCUUUCCUACUAUCAGAUUAGCCGAGGAGGCACUAGCGAGGGCUGCAUUGGCCCCAGGCUUCCCGAGGGCUGCCUUCCACUAGAGAGCGAACCCACUAGCGAUGGACAGAUGCAGCUAAUCACCAGCCUCUGAGCCAAGAAUGUCAACUUUUGUCCGUUUUCUUCUUUUGCCUCACAUUCUGUCUAUUCAGCCACAAACGACAGGAAGAGAGGGACUAGUCAACGGCACAAUGACUCUUUCUCACUUGUUUUUUUUUAGUAACAGAACUGACGGUCUGGUCAAACUCACGCAGAAAGUGUCAAGACUGGCAUCAUCUACAUCUGCCAAAAGCUUUGUACAGUAUACUGUAAAAAAGAAAAGAGAAAAAGAAACAUGCCAAUGUCUGAUUUUUGUAGAACUUUGAAAACUCUCCCAGCCAGUUUGCAGGUGAAUCUUCCCUUCUUGGAAAUACAGAAUGAAUGGAGAGAGACUGUGAUACAGAAAAUUAAAAGAAUUAAUAUCCCAGACUCAGGCCUUAUAUUUUCUCUAUUGCACAAAUAACUGUUGUACGAAUGACAACUAAAAAUAUAUUUUGCAGUACCAAGUGUAAAGAAAGACAGUUCAACCCAUAAUCAUCACAUCUCCACUUGUGAAUGAUGUGUUCAGAUAUGGAUUUUACCAUGAAAAUUGUAUUUUGCCAAUGUAUAUGUACAAAAAAAAAAAAGCUUCCUUAUUUUUAAUUUUUUUUUUUUAACGGAAGCUGUGUCUUGCACAGAUUUGGUAUGAAUUGGGCUAAUAUGUAAUUUCUUUUACUUAAAAAAAAAAAAAUGCUUUGACUUUGUCAGGGAUCAGUAACAUUCAUAUGUGUCAACGCAAUGUCUUAAGAACAUAUCUCAUUAUUUGGCACUAAAUAAUUUAUUGUAUGAAGUAUGGAAAUAAAAAGGGUUGGAAUGAGAGUGGGUAUGAUGUAACACUGUUGAUAUUCAUUUCAGUCUUUUUUAAGACCCCAUUACAGAUGUACAUUCAACUCUUGUUUGAUAUUGAAUAAAUGUGACAAUUUUU
This is a messenger RNA of Ctenopharyngodon idella (grass carp), 6175 nucleotides long. RefSeq names its product adhesion G protein-coupled receptor L2-like. Gene Ontology annotation, cellular component: neuron projection; membrane. Gene Ontology annotation, biological process: adenylate cyclase-activating G protein-coupled receptor signaling pathway; cell surface receptor signaling pathway; brain development. The record is from RefSeq and is a predicted model, not a curated record. Gene Ontology annotation, molecular function: carbohydrate binding; G protein-coupled receptor activity. The transcript is spliced from 22 exons. Bases 767 to 5266 code for a protein of 1499 amino acids. Lineage: Eukaryota; Metazoa; Chordata; Actinopteri; Cypriniformes; Xenocyprididae.